Notechis scutatus (mainland tiger snake) is the source of this 2382-nucleotide messenger RNA. The record is from RefSeq and is a predicted model, not a curated record. NCBI's taxonomy places the organism in Eukaryota, Metazoa, Chordata, Lepidosauria, Squamata, Elapidae.
UCCCUGUGCCCCUCGGUUCCCCCUCCCCGGCUGGGAAGGCGGGGAGAGCGCUGCUGCGAACGCGCUUUCUUACCGUCAGAGGGAGUUGGGACCCUGAGGUUUCCUGCGUUACUCACUCGCCCAAACCCGGGCUCCUUGCAAUAAAUAGCAGCUCCUCGCCCUCGGGCUCCUCUGUUGCCGCCUCCGACUCCUUUGGCGACCCCUGGAAAGGGGGAAGAGCCCCCUCCUCCCGCCCCUUCGCCACCGGCCCCAGGUAGCCAGUCCUCCCCUCCUCCGUCCCAUCCAUGUGGACUCACCAGCUGUUGCCACUCGGACUCUUUCUCCACUCCGUCCUGGCCGUCCCGCUGGCAGAAAACAAAGGGAAAAGAAAUCCCCUCCAUGACUACCAGAAAACAGUCGAUACCUCAUUAGUAAGGAUAGACAAGGCACUGAAAGUGAAAACGAAGCUGCUAAAUACGACAGAACAGUGUGCCAAGAGAUGCAGCCGAAGUAAAGGACUUUUAUUCAUUUGCAGGGCUUUUGCAUUUGACAAAACAGCCAAACGUUGCCAUUGGUUAUCUUUUACUAGCCUAGAAAAUGGAGUCAGGAAAAAACAUGACAACACAUUCAUUCUCUAUGAAAAGAAAGACUAUGUUCGAAAUUGCAUUAUUGGGAAAGGAGCAACGUACAAGGGAAACAUAUCAGUCACAAAAAGUGGGAUCGAAUGCCAAGCCUGGAAUUCGACCAUACCUCACGAACACAGCUUUUUACCUUCGAGCUAUCGAGGUAAAGAUCUUCAAAGAAACUACUGCCGCAAUCCACGAGGAGAAGAAGGGGGCCCUUGGUGUUUUACCAGCGAUCCAGAAACACGCCACGAAGUCUGCAAGAUCCCUCUCUGCUCGGAAGUUGAGUGCAUGACAUGCAAUGGCGAAGGCUACCGAGGUCCAAUGGAUCACACUGAAACAGGCAAAGAAUGUCAACGUUGGGACCUUCAGAGACCACAUAGACAUCCUUUUCGUCCAGAGAAAUACCCUGACAAAGGCUUUGAUGAUAACUAUUGCCGAAAUCCAGAUGGUAAACCGAGGCCAUGGUGUUACACCCUUGACCCAAACACCCCCUGGGAGUUUUGCUCAAUUAAAACAUGCGCUCAGAAUGUGGUGCGCAGCUCCUCGGCGGUUAUUGAAACAACCGAGUGCAUACAAGGACAAGGAGAAGGCUACCGGGGUACCGUGAACACCAUCUGGAGUGGGAUUGAAUGCCAGCGGUGGGACUCUCAGGUGCCUCACCAACAUAACUUCACACGGGAGAACUUUAAGUGCAAGGAUUUGAGAGAGAACUAUUGCCGAAACCCAGAUGGAGCUGAGGUACCCUGGUGUUUUACGACCAAUCCAAAUAUUCGGAUCGGAGAUUGUUCCCAGAUACCAAAAUGCAAUACAUCCACUGAAAAAGAUUGUUUCCGAGGGAAUGGGACAAACUAUAUGGGCAAUUUAGCCCAGACACGGUUCGGCUUGACUUGCUCCAUGUGGGAUAAAAACAUCCAAGAUUUAAGAAGGCACCUCCCUAUAUAUAAAGACCUAGAUAUAAGCAAGGUGAAGAAAAAUUACUGUCGCAAUCCAGAUGACGAUGCUCACGGCCCUUGGUGCUACACCAGCAAUCCUAAAAUGCCUUGGGACUACUGUCGUAUAUCUAGAUGUGACAAUGAACCAGUUUCUAUGAUGAGCAGUUUAGACAUUCCCAUCAUCCCUUGUGCUUCGACAAAGCACCUACGAGUCGUGAAUGGGAUCCCAACACAACCCGAUAAAGGAUGGAUGGUCAGCUUGAAAGACAGCAGGGGCAGACAUUUCUGUGGCGGUUCACUGGUGAAAGAAGAUUGGGUCCUAACAGCCAAACAGUGCUUCCUCUCUCGGCAUAACCUCAAAGACUAUCAGGCUUGGCUUGGUAUCCAUAAUGUGGAAAGAGCUCAUGAAGAAAAGCAUAAGCAAGUUCUAAAUAUUUCCCAGUUGGUCUACGGGCCUGAAGGAUCGGAUAUAGUUUUACUGAAGCUUUCCAGACCUGCAGUAAGCAAUAACGCCGUAGCUAUUAUCCGCCUGCCCAUUUCUGGUUGCACCAUUCCAGAUGGGAUCACGUGCAGUGUUUAUGGAUGGGGACACACAGGAACAAGAAAUUUUGAUGGGCAACUUCAGGAAGCAAAUAUGAUCAUGAUGGGGAACGAACGCUGCAUUCAAGAUUUUGGAGGAAACGUAGUCCUGAAGGAAUCCGAAAUGUGCGCUCGAGCUGAGAGCAUCGGCAGUGGAACUUGUGAGGUACAAUAGCAAUAGCACUUAGACUUAUAUACCACUUCACUCUGCUUUACAGCCCCUCUCUAAGCGGUUUACAAAGUCAGCAUAUUGUCCCCAACAAUCU